AUGAAGAAAGCCGAUGAGAUUGCGACCUGUCCGUACAAUCCGGAGCACAAGGUUCUUCGAUCUAGAUUGUCCUAUCACAUAGUCAAGUGCCAAAAGACAUACAUAGGGGAGCCUAAGAAGACAUGUCCGUUCAAUGCUCUACACAUCAUCCCUGCCUCUUCAUUUGAGUUACAUUUGCAGGUGUGCCCUGACAAUGUGGGCCUCGAUAGGAACAUCUUUAUGAGUAAGUUUUAA
Molecule: messenger RNA, 234 nt
Organism: Helobdella robusta
Lineage: Eukaryota; Metazoa; Annelida; Clitellata; Rhynchobdellida; Glossiphoniidae
Exons: 2
Coding region: 1-234 (77 amino acids)
Source: RefSeq, a predicted model, not a curated record